AUGAAGCUCACGAAGCCUGGAGGACGUCGGAAAGGACCGCCCGAUCCUCAGCCGCACUAUGGAGCGCGGGAAGGACACCCAGGGUCCACCGAGAUGAUGCACAAAAUCCAAAGAGGGCCCAACAGCACAAAUCAGGAGCCGGAACCCUGGAGAUGGUUCGUCCGAGAGGUCUUAGACCCCUGCGCCUAA
Molecule: messenger RNA, 189 nt
Organism: Colletotrichum abscissum
Lineage: Eukaryota; Fungi; Ascomycota; Sordariomycetes; Glomerellales; Glomerellaceae
Exons: 1
Coding region: 1-189 (62 amino acids)
Source: RefSeq, a predicted model, not a curated record